Molecule: messenger RNA, 5122 nt
Organism: Rhizophagus irregularis DAOM 181602=DAOM 197198
Lineage: Eukaryota; Fungi; Glomeromycota; Glomeromycetes; Glomerales; Glomeraceae
Biological process (GO): regulation of ARF protein signal transduction
Molecular function (GO): guanyl-nucleotide exchange factor activity
Source: RefSeq, a predicted model, not a curated record
UAUUUGUAUUUUAUUUCGGUUUUUUUUGAACCAAUUUCGUUUACUUAAUUAAUUUAUACAAAUGUCAUAUCUUAAAGUUCCAUAUGAUCAAAAACAACCUUCAGCUUCUACAAAGUCUAAUGAUAAAUCCUCCAUAAAUCAAUUUCAUAAUAACCAAUUCAUUAAUACUCAACAAUAUCAAUCAUUUACACGACUUCUUGAAUCACCAAAGAAAACAAAUCAUGAAGAAAAAAAACCUACAAUACUAGCAACAUGUGAAUUAUCUUGGUCACAUUUGGUUCAUGCAGAAAUCAUUGCAGUUACAAGUGCAAUGAGGAAGAAUUCAAGGUGGGCUGGUAUGAGUGAUAAUGGUUUGAAUAUGGGUGGAUUAGGUAUAAGUAUGGGGUUGAGAGGUGGCAGAACUUCAGUUAAUGAAAUUGGUUAUAGAAAUAAGGAAAGUCCAUUAUUAAGUGGAUUUACUACACUUAGGGUGCAAAUCUCCAAUUUGUCUGAUGAGGGGGUAAUAGAUGCUGAAACUUUGUUAGAACCAUUUCUGGAAGUAAUCAAAUCAAGAGACACUAAUGGACCAAUAACAGCAACUGCAUUAGGAAGUCUAGAAAAGUUUUUAACAUAUGGCAUAUUAAAUAUGAAUUCACCAAAAUUACCAAUAGCAAUGUCAAAACUUUCAUCCGCUGCUACUCAUUGUAAAUUUGAAUCAAGUGAUUCUGUAUCUGAUGAAUUUGUAUUAUUGAAAAUUUUACAUGUUUUAAGGUUGGCUUUAACUUGUGAAGUGGGUAAAGUUCUCAGUGAUGAAGCUCUUUGUGAAAUGAUGGAAACUGGUUUGAGUAUGUGUUGUCAAAUGAGAUUAAGCGAAAUGUUGCGCAGAUCAGCUGAGUAUACAAUGAUUGUUAUGGUACAAACCAUGUUUGAGAGACUUAAAUCAUUGGAAGAAGAAUCUGCAGCAGGAUACUCACAAAAAGAUGAUGGUGUAAAUAGCACUUUGCAAGAUGCCACACAAGUGCGUAUGGCUCCACCAGAUCCAAAAUCCCCUCUUCUUCCUCUUUCUUCAGAAUAUGAUGUCACAGAAGCACCAAAUCCUCCCACAUUAUCACUUUCUGCAAAAAAUGGCGAUAAUUAUUUGUCCACACUGGACGAUGUACAAGAUGAACUAGUUGAACUAGAUAUUAAAGGAGAAGAAGUUAUUAAUAAUCCAUCUAAUCUAAUUCAGGAAAAAGAUAAUAAUCAAGAAAAUGAAGUCUUAAAUGAAGAUGAAAAAGAAACAGAUCCAAAGCCUUUCGGGUUGCCUUCGAUAAGAGAAUUACUGAGAGUUCUUAUUUCCUUACUUAAUCCACAUGAUCAUCAACAUACUGAUACUAUGAGACUUAUGGCACUUAGUAUACUAAAUGUUGCAUUUGAAGUUGGUGGUCGUACUAUUGGACGAUUUGAAACUUUACGUAAUUUUGCAGUUGAUGAAUUAUGCAAGUAUUUAUUUCAACUUGUACGAACCGAUAAUAUGACAUUAUUAUCACUUGCACUUCGUGUUAUAUCAACUGUAUUUGGAACACUUCGUCCAUAUCUUAAAUUACAACAAGAACUUUAUUUGUCAUUUUUGAUUGAAAGGUUAACACCACCUGCAAAUAGUUUAAUAUCAGCAUUUAAUGCUGAAUUUUCAAAUGAAAAUGGAUCCGGUGACUCACUACAGGCAUCAGGUGUUUCAGCACCUAAUACAAGUCGUGAACGCAAUUUACGUUCAAGUGGAGAAAACAUUUUUGCUACUGGUGAAGUAAGAGAACUUUUAGUGGAAUCUUUGGGACACUUUACAAGAGACCCCUCAUUUAUGGUGGAUUUAUGGGUGAAUUAUGAUUGCAAUAUUGAUUGUGUAGACUUGUUUGAGGAACUUGUUAAAUUUUUGAGUAAGAAUUCGUUCUCAGAUUCUACUGGAUAUUCUAUAAGUAAUUCGCAUGCUGUGUGCUUAGAUGCUCUUUUAAUGUAUGUAAAUCAUAUGGUGGAUAGAUUACAACCUGAGAAAAAUAACAACAAAUCAUCUACACGCGGAUUAUCCUGGGAUCAAUUGACAGCGACAGAUUAUAAUUUUGGAUUAAGACCUGCGACAUAUCAAUCUGCAGAAGAACUUUUGCGAAAAAAGCAAAAGAAACAAAUAUUGAACGAAGGAGCAGCAAAAUUUAAUGAAAACCCAAAGCUUGGUCUUCGAUUUCUUGAAGAACACGGUCUUAUAUAUAAUGAUCGUUCUGUUGACAAAAAUACAAGUCUCGCUUCUUUUUUAAAGACUACACCUAGAUUAAAUAAACAAUUGUUGGGUGACUAUUUGUCAAAACCAGCAAAUAUUGAUAUAUUAAGGGCAUUUAUUAAAUUGUUUGAUUUUAAAGGGAAAAGGGUUGAUGAAGCAUUAAGAGAAAUGUUGGAAUCUUUUAGAUUACCUGGAGAAUCGCAACAAAUCGAAAGAAUUAUGGAAACAUUUUCAAUAACAUAUUUUGAAACUGGGCCAGCUGAUAUUGAAACUCAAACAGCUACGUUUGUUUUGGCAUAUUCUAUUAUUAUGUUAAAUACUGAUUUACAUAAUCCUCAAGUUCGGCGUCGUAUGACAAUAGAGGAUUAUAUGAAGAAUUUGCGUAAAGUUAAUAAUGAUAAAGAUUUUUCUCCUGAAUAUUUGAACGCUAUUUAUGACGCUAUUAAAAAAAGAGAAAUUAUCAUGCCUGAAGAACAUGAAGGACAACUUGGAUUUAAUUAUGCAUGGAAAGAACUUUUAAGGAGAGCUGAAAAUAGCGGCCCAUUAAUAAUAUGUGAUGUGUCUGUAUACGAUAAAGACAUGUUUGUUUCUGCGUGGAAACCUACAGUUGCAGCUAUUUCAUAUGCAUUUAGUACAGCACCAGAUGAUGCAACGCUACAAAAAGCAAUAACAGGAUUUCAUCAAUGUGCAGAAUUAUCAGCAACAUAUAAAUUGUAUGAUGUAUUUGAUUAUAUUAUAAUGUCAUUAGCUAAAAUGACAGGACUAUUAGGAUCAAAAUAUAGUAAUGGAACAGCUAAUAAUUCAACAGUUAAAGUACAAGAUACUGAAAUAACUGUUAGCCAAUUAGCUGUCCAAUUUGGAAGGAAUUAUAAAGGACAAUUAGCAGCCGUAGUAUUAUUUGCUGUUGCUAAUGAACAUGGAAAUAUAUUAAGAGAUGGAUGGAAAUAUAUAUUGGAAAUUUUAAAGAAUUUAUUUAUAAAUUCAUUAUUACCGAGUAAUAUGUUGAAAGUUGAAGAUUUCUUAGCGGGUACAACGACAAUACCAUUGAAGCCAAAAGGAGCAUCAACGAUAAAACAAGAAAGAAAAAAUGAUGGAUCAUUUAUAUCAGCAUUAUCCUCAUAUUUAUUAUCACAAAGUAAUUAUGAACCCCCUACAACGGGAGAAGAAAUUGAAUUUAGUAGAUGUACUGUUGAUUGUGUUAAAGUCUGUAGAUUAGAAGAACUUUUUGCUGAUAUAAGAUUAUUGGAACAAGAAUCACUCGAACAUUUGAUGAAAGCGUUAAAAUUUAUUGCAGAUGGAAAUACAACAAUAAAAGUUGGAGAUACAAAGUUAUAUUCUAAUAAUAAUUUAUCACGUGAGGGUUCUUAUGAUCCUGCAGCCGUAUUUUUCUUAGAAUUAAUGAUUAAUGUAACAUUACAAAAUCGGGAUAGGAUACACUAUUUAUGGCCCAUUUUAUUUGGACAUAUUACUGGAAUUUUGAAAGAAUCUAAAAGUAAUAGUAUACUUUUGGUUGAAAGAACCGUUGUAGCAUUAUUGAGAUUAUGUAUUAGAUUAACUCAUAAGGAUGAAAUGACAAAUGACAUUUUACAGGCAUUAGAAUUAUUGGGAGCUUUGCCUAUAGAUAUUAUAAAUUCGGUCGGAGAACAAAUGAUGGCUGGCAUAUUAAAUUUAAUAAAAUCGGAUGCAUCAUACAUAAGGGGAAAGAAGCCGUGGGUUAAUGUAUUUACAUUAUUUAAAGCAACAGCAACACAUCCACAAGCAUCAAAAUAUUCAUUUGAAGCAAUAGCAUCAAUAAUCAAAGAAAAUAAAAAUAUUAAUAGUGAUAAUUUUAACGAAUGUGUUGAAUUAUUAACGGAAUUUGCUUCAGGCACUUCUGAACAUGAAAAUUCAUCUCAAAUUAGAAAUCCCAGGUCAAGAAUAAAUAAUACACAAGCUGCUAUUGUAGAGAGAGCACGUAAAUCCGUUGAAUUAUUACAUCAAUUAUAUAAGGAGAUACCUAAAUUAUUAAAUGAAUCUAAUGCUUCACCAGUGGAAGCAUGGUCAACAUAUUGGCUACCAAUAUUAACGGGAUUAAGUCAACAAUGUUAUAGUCCAUAUAAAGAAGUAAGACAACAUGCAUUAUCAUAUUUACAAAGAUCAUUAUUAGAUCCAGAAUUAGUAUCACAUGGGACAACGGAAUGGGUACUAAUAUUUGAUGUAGUAUUAUUUCCAUUACUUGAUCAAUUACUUAAACCUGACAUAUGCAAAGGAUUUGAUAGUAGUGAUAUAGAUGAAAUUAGAAUGAGAGCUUCGGGGUUACUGUGUAAAAUAUUUUUACAUUAUUUAAAUAGAUUGGCUGAAUGGGGCGGAUUAAUUAGUUUAUGGUGUCAAAUUUUGGAUGUUAUGGAAAGAUAUAUGACUACUGGUGAUAAUGAUUCAUUAAGAGAAGCUGUACCGGAAUCAUUGAAAAAUAUGUUGUUAGUAAUGUCAACAUCAGGAGUAAUUAAUCAACCAGGAAUGACAUCACCCACAGGUGUUAGUUCUAAACAAUCAGUUGAAUUAUGGAACGUUACAUGGGAAAAAGUUGAUAAAUUUUUACCUAAACUUAAGGAUGAACUAUUUCCUACUCCACCUCCACAAUCUACAGAAAAAUCAAGUUCAAGUAACAGUGCAAGUAAUAAUAAUGAAAGUAAUGAAAUUACUAUUAAUUUUGAAGCAAGUAAUGAAAAUUCGGUAUCUGAAAAUAAUGAAAAGGAUAAACAAAUUAUUAAAGAAACUAAUAUUAUUCAGGAUAAUAAAAAAAAUAAUGAAUUGGAAAAUAUAAUUUCUGUAUAAAAAAAAUAUAAAGAAUUUGUAGUUAAAUUAGAUUUUAGUGCAUUAGAUUUUAAUAAGCUAUUUAAUAUUUAUUAUACCUUU